Cooperia oncophora is the source of this 1458-nucleotide messenger RNA. The record is from the annotation of a GenBank genome assembly. NCBI's taxonomy places the organism in Eukaryota, Metazoa, Nematoda, Chromadorea, Rhabditida, Trichostrongylidae.
AUGCAACCUGUGAUUGCUUUGGCAUUACGUGCUGUAUGUUCACGUAAGGGCCGAGAUCCUUCGAAUCCAUACGAAAAGACCGGAGGAGGGGAGAUUAAUGCAGACAGACUGUCCGUAGCCUGCUUUGAAGUAUUCUUGGAGUUUUGUGUCUUGGAACCUGAGCUUAUACUGAACAUGGCUGGAACGGAUUGGAUGGUUCGCAUAUUAACCGGAGACAGUGCCAUCGGUCGACGGAUUGCUGCUGUGGUUGCUAGAAUUCUGGUUGCAUGGCUUGAUCAACCGAAAUUGCGUGCAAAAGGGAAAGUUGCACCUUGUUUUGGAGCAAAUUUUCGCGCCUUUGAUCGAAUUCGGUUUCUUUCAGAAGAACAUGUGUUCCACGGAACAGGGAGAACGGAUAGUCGACAGCGUAAUGCACAACUUUUCACAUUCAUUUUGUGUAUUCUUCGAACAUGGUCGGGACUAUUCUCAUGUGCCGCAAUCGGUGCAAAUUCCAAAGUUCUAUCGUCGUCACCCUUCAGGCUACUAGAAUAUCUCGGAUUAGGUACUGUGGACGAUUGUAAUCUAGUUCGUAUUCGUGAAAUGGUAGUUGAUAUUUGCUGUGAAUUUCUGGAUUUACCGUAUGCUGGCAUGAAAUUCGAGAAUUGGAAUCAUGCUAUGGAAUACUACUCCACAAUCACGGUUCCGGAUGAAUUCAGUAACUCCCUCAAGGACGACUUUGUGCUUGCGCAGAGCGAGAUGUGUAUUGCUAAAGACGAAGAGCUCGUUCGUCACGUAGACCUUCUGCAUUCGUUUCGUUCUCUCGCCGGAUUUAUCCUUCUCAAUGCAGGUCUGCUUCAGUCUCUAGCUCGUCUAAUUGUGGCCCAACCUGAUUCAAGCAGCGCGCUAAAGGCGACGCUUUUCGUGACUGAUGUUGUACGAACGGCAAGCUCAGUUAUGCCAUCCGGAUGGAGAGCUACUUUGCUCUCGAUGCCCACACUAGUGCAAUCAGCCUGCGAAGCGCUGGCUCAGAGCAAAGCGGCUGCGGCUAUUCACGGCUAUUAUGAUCCUAAUGAGACUGAUCGCUUCACAUUUCCUAAUUCGGGGAAUGCUGCUAUGCUUCUUCACCGUUUUGAUAUGCUAAACAAAGCUUGGAUUGCAAAUUCUUUGUCUGGACCUGCAAUCGAUUCACACUAUUCUUUAUUUUUAUCUCCUCCAAAGUCCCAUUCGUUACCUGAUCGAGCUUUCUCUGGUGAGCUAGACGACUCGUCCAUCCAGUACCUAGUCGACGAGACGUUGUCCGGGGACAAUGGUGGUAUAAAUUGGGAAGCUGCUGCCAUCCUUCUUGCUCGUAUCCCUGAAGUGAGGAAACAGCUUGGGAAGUCUUCUAUUGAAGCGUUGUGUGGAGUACUCGAUAAGGUAAUGUCAGUUGUAUGUUACAUUUGCUCUUUACGUCCGUAUUUGAUAUUGUUUACCCUUUAA